This is a messenger RNA of Colletotrichum orchidophilum, 1215 nucleotides long. RefSeq lists its product as uncharacterized. The transcript has 3 exons. The record is from RefSeq and is a predicted model, not a curated record. Lineage: Eukaryota; Fungi; Ascomycota; Sordariomycetes; Glomerellales; Glomerellaceae. The annotation marks the transcript as partial.
UCGCCGCUGAAUAAACCGACCCAUUGUUUUUUUUGGAGAGAAGCUUUGGGGUACCUAUCGCCGACUCGGAGCAGCACAUGUCACAGAACCUGUAAGAGAACAACUGGAAAUCAUUCCCGGGUUUUCUUCCCGAGCCCCCCGAUCUUCAUCCGCUUCUCCCCGAACUGCUCCCAAACUGCCACCGCACCCGGGGAAAAAAUGUCUUUUCGCUUCGAACCAGGCAUUAAACAUGCCAACAAUUACGAAGAAUUUUUAGCCGAAUUUACAGGAGGUAACAUGGCUGUCGUGAGAUGGAAGCACACACCGGACGACACGGACUUUGACGACGACGCCGCGUUCGACGCCGUUCGCGGGGCCAUCAUGUCGGAGAACAACGACCCGCAGAGGCUGCGCAAGGUCGCGGUCGAGAUUGCGGCCCUGCUGCCGGCGCAUCGGCCCUCUGACGACGUUUUGAAGUCGGUCUGGAAGUUGUUUGUGGGGUUGGCGCAGCAGACACCCUCGGGAAACAUUGCGAUGCUGGAUCUGGUGGUGAUUCUCGACCACCUCUCUUCGUCGCCUAGGACGACGGCCACGGUGACGACGGACGGCUUUGAGCAGUUGAGUCGCCUUCAUGGUCUAAACGAACUCCUGAGGGACUGCAUGACCACGCCUUUUGAAUCCACCAACAGGAUGGAUACCCUCACCCGCUGGAUCAACCUCAACGCCUUCGCCUCUCUUCUCUGGUCCUACAACCUGAUCGACGGCCGAGACUUUGCCAUCCAGCAGCUCCGGACCGCCUUCGAGGACCGGCGCUCAUCGGACGCCAGCGACCGGGACGGCGCCGACGCGCGGCUCAUGGCCGCGGCGCAGUGGGCCAUCCACUCGUGCCAGCGGCUGUAUCACCUCUCCGUGACAUCCGAGGCGACCUCGCCGUCCGACGGGCAGACGGCAGCGCCCGCGGGCCCACAGGCGGGAGCGGAGGAGGCGUCGAGUCGCCCCCGAGAAGGAUCCAGCGGUAGUGCCAAUGGGAAGACGACGAAAAAGAGUGACGAGAGGUGGAAGCCCGGGCCGCGGUUCAAGGGGCGCGCGGGGUUCUCGUUUCGGAGGUGGGAGUUUUGGCAGCAGGCGUUUGAGGAGGCGCACGAGUUUGGGGACAGCGGUAUCGAGACCAAGAUCGAGGCUGGUGCGGCGGCUGGGAUGAUGGAGAAGGUUCUGUAUGCCGGUUUUGAAGUGUAG